AUGGAAAAAAACACAACUGGCGGUGUUAUGGCACGCGUUGUCAAAAUUCUUGGUCGCACUGGCAGUCAGGGCCAAUGUACACAAGUUCGCGUCGAAAUUAUCGACACAUCAACAUCCAAACGAUCGAUUAUUCGUAACGUCAAGGGACCAGUACGUGUCGACGAUGUUCUAGUUCUUCUCGAAUCGGAACGUGAAGCACGUCGCCUUCGGUAA
Messenger RNA from Adineta ricciae, 213 nucleotides. The record is from the annotation of a GenBank genome assembly. Lineage: Eukaryota; Metazoa; Rotifera; Eurotatoria; Adinetida; Adinetidae.